Messenger RNA from Protopterus annectens (West African lungfish), 442 nucleotides. Its product is annotated as C-type lectin domain family 4 member E-like. The record is from RefSeq and is a predicted model, not a curated record. The transcript has 5 exons. Lineage: Eukaryota; Metazoa; Chordata; Ceratodontiformes; Protopteridae. Bases 47 to 442 code for a protein of 131 amino acids.
AAAACCAGUCAACACAAGUAUAGAUCUGAUUGAUAACUACAUUGACAUGUUAGAGAAGGUGGAUUUGUUACAAACAGAGGUCUGCAACUCAUCUGGCAUUGACAUACAAUUCAGGAAAAAUGAACAGAUUAAGGAACAGUUAAAAGACAUCUGUGAUCCAUCUAACAAGGACAUACAAUUCAGGAAAAAUGAACAGAUUAAGGAACAGUUAAAAGACAUCUGUAAUUCAUCUGACAAGGGACAACUGGGUCAGGUUGACUCAUUUCUGACAAAAGGAUGGAAAUCAUUCCAAAAGACCUUGUACUACUUCUCAGCUGAUGCUAGGAACUGGGCUGACAGCAGGCACUUUUGCCAAAAAAAUGGUAGUGACCUGGUAAUGAUAGACAACGCGGAAGAGCAGCUGUUUGCUUACCUUUACUCACUGCCCCAGUGCUGCUACUGA